Molecule: messenger RNA, 2296 nt
Organism: Contarinia nasturtii (swede midge)
Lineage: Eukaryota; Metazoa; Arthropoda; Insecta; Diptera; Cecidomyiidae
Exons: 3
Coding region: 597-1574 (325 amino acids)
Source: RefSeq, a predicted model, not a curated record
AUUUAAUUUUCAUUACAAUGAAGAAGAGACGUGCAAAAAUAAAUUCAGCCUUUAAGAAAAAUACGGCAAAAUUGAACGACAAUGAAGAGUUGCGAUCGAUAAAACUGUCAGCGCCUUCGGUAUUCAAGUCUGAAUAUUCGGAAGCGCUAACAGAGCAUUUUUUCCAUAAAUGCUACGAUGGUACAGUAAUAUGCUACCUAGGUUCGACAUUGUUUUUAUAUGUUGUCAACAUUGCAGCAGAUAACGAUUAUCGGCAAUAUUUCAUUGACAGUGUUGGAAAAAAUGUUAUACGUGAGUGUUUCGCCGCCGUAUCACGAGAAAAUUUGGAAAAUCCAAAUCAACCGGAAAUACCACGUGGAUUCCUUGAAAUGAUUGCCGAUGAUCAAUUUGAAUGGCCAAGUAGGUACCAAAUGGGCAACGCAUUUGAAUACUUGAAUCAACAAUAUUUAUCAAAUGUUACGACAAAUUUGACAACGCAUUUAGAUAAUAUAUUGGAGAACUUCUUGUGUUGAAAUGAUUCGCUAUCAAUUGAACGAAGCACUAAUCGGCUCAUAAAAUUUGAUGGCAUUGACAUAAGAAAUGCAAAGAACAAUCUUAUGUUCAAUCAAGAUUGUACCGGAGGCGAUCAACACCGAACGAACAGAAUGAAUGAGUUGUAUGAACAAGUCGCCGUACGCUGUUUACCAUCAUUUCGCAACCAUUUGUCAAUGAUUGAAUACAUCGAGAAAAAGUGGUUUGAAUCGUUGUGGUUUUUCAUCUUCAUUCAACGUGAAAUAAGUAUAUUUUUGGAAGAGCAUCACGAUCUUGUGCAAUUAUGGCUACGACACCAACGCCAUCCGCUUUUUUAUUGCAAACCAUCCAAGCCAUUGCCACCAAAAAUAAGAAAUUUCACCGUCAUACCGAUAUGUGACUCGCAGUUGAAACACAUUAAAUUCGAUCAAGUUGAUUUGAUGAGCCUGCUGGCCCAAUGGAAAGUUGUGCCGAAGAUAUUUAACAAUGAUGAUGGAGGGCAUAAUAUGUAUAGCCGUAACUAUUACAAGGAGAACGAAGAUGAAGCAUGGGCCAUUUUGUUCAACAUGGACAAAAUCAACGAGAUCAAGAAACCGAACCAAAACUUUCAUCACAUGAUAGUUUGCGAUAGUGUUUCCGCGUCGGUAUUGUACAGAACACCAAAGCCUGAGAUCGAGAAUCGACAAAAAAUCAAGCAAAAACUCGAGAACAAUGAGUAUAAAUACAUCGUCGCAAUUGAUCCCGGUAUGAAAACAUACUUAGCCGGAAUUCGUCGGAAUAUUGAAGAUCGCACUGAGGAAAAUUUCAAGAUAUCUUCGAAGUCAUAUCAUUGGGGUGCCGGACAAAAAGUCAGAGACAAAAUGGGAAAGCGUAUGACUGCCAGAUUCACGCAACGAGAGCAAUUGGACCGUGAAAGCUAUCCAUCGAUACCAUCACCGCGAGGAAUCCGAUGGAGAAAUUACGUCAGGCAUCGAUUAACCAUGGUGAAAGAUGCAGUGGCUGCAUAUACUCGGCGACGUUAUGCACGGCUUUCGUUUGACAAAUACAUCGGGUCACAAGGUUAGAAAGAUUGGCUGGCGAAAAAAAUAACAAAGAAUGAGCCAUCGCUUAUAAACAUCGGAGCAGUGGAUAUGGCACCCAAUUCACCAAUUGGCAUAAAAAAGGGAAAACGAUGCCCAGGUACACGGCAUCUUCAAUGCAGCGUUAAAAAACUUGGCCAUUCAGAUGUACACAAAGUGAAUGAAGAUUUCACAUCUCAACACUGUGCGAAUUGCCAGAAGAAAUUCCCGAUUCAAACACAAAAAUAUCGAUUCAAAGUGUGCCACUGUACUCGCGAUGCACCACUACCACAAGAAAUAGAACCGUAUAUCUCACUACCACGGCUAAUUGUGACGAAGAAGAGUCAACGACGCAAAAAGAAAGAUAGCUGCGUGAAGAAAUUGAUCGCAAAAGGCAUCAUGGAUCCAGCAAAUCAACCAGCAGAAUUUCAACCAGGGCGAUUAGAGUCAAAGAAAAUGUACUUUCUGAAAAACUGGCUACUAAACCCUGUGAAUGCAAUUCAAAUGGGAGGCGACGCUGAUAAAUAUCCGGAACAACAACAACAACAGCAACAUCAAAAACGAUUUUGCACCGUUUGGCAUCGAGACAUUGUUGCGGAUAGAUGCAUUAUGUACAAAGGUCUUUGUUACAUAUUCAAUUUGAAAUGCACAACUCGUAUGUCAGAGCACCAGCACCUCCAAGACCACCACCAUUGCGUAGAAGACAACCAGCACGCAGAAGAGCCAAU